CGUCAUCCUCUCUUUCAUAACUAUCGAUAUAGCCGAUAACUAGGAUAUUUUUUUCGAGGGUUUUUUUUUCGAACUCUCGCUCUGCUCGUGCCAAGGAUUAGACGAAUUUGGCUUUUGAUUAUCUUUGUCACGGAUUCGGCGCCUGCAGUCUACUUUGUAGGGGAAAGAAUCAAAGGUUUUGGACCCAUAUUUGAGGGUUUUUGUUAAUUUAUCUGUUUUUCUUCAAAAUUUGUGUUGUAUGUCGGAGACGGGGUUCUGGACAAUGUGCAAUGGGGAAGGAGAGAAUGAAAUCGGGAAUUUAUCCGGGCGGAUGUCGAAUUAUGGCGUGCGAGAUUACAAUUCAAAUGGUCAUCUUCUAAGACAAGGAUCGGAUGAGUAUAUGUCAUUCCCGACACCUAUAGUGGACCCAAGACUCUCAUGUCCUCUUCGUAUGAAAAAUAAUAAGCAGAAAGGUUUAGAAAAACACUCAAAGCAGAUACUUAACAAUGGCUCAAGCCAAGAUCUUAAAGUUUGCUUUACAGAAUUUUCAACAGAUUUACCAUUUAUAGAUUCGAAUUCAAAUUAUUCAUAUCAGCCUCUUCCAGCUGUACAUUGUAAUGGGGUCAGUAAUGUAGAGGGUAAUGUGGCCAGUAAUAUGGGUGGAAAUAUGCCUGCAUCAACUCCUUUUUGUGAUAGAAGAGACAGGCAACUUGAACACUUUGAAGGUUUUUCUCUGCUGGAAAGUGCAAAUUCAUGGCCAGAAUCUAGAUAUACGGACGCUUUGGAUGGCUAUCUUAACAAUGAUUUUUUACAAUUUCCAAGAUCAAAAGUCUCCUCUGAUAUGAUCCACAAAAGUCAUUUCACACCUCACUUACAAAUCGAGGCCAUUGAUCAAGCUCUAGAGAAAGGAGAAGCAUUUCAGGCUGUUUUUCGUGUUAAUAUGCACAAUCGCCUUGAGGGCUACUGCACUUUAGAAGGAGUGUCAACUGAUGUUCUUAUUAGUGGACUAGGUGCACAAAAUAGAGCUGUGGAAGGUGAUAUUGUGGCCAUUGUAACGGAUCCAGUGUCUUCCUGGCCAAAACUGAAAGGUGCUCAAAGCAAACAGCAAAUAAGGAACUCAGAUACCAAGGAUGAUAAUAUAAUCACAGCAGAAAAUGAAGGUCCUUCAAAAGCUCAAUGCAUGGUGGAACAAAUGUAUAAUAAUAAUUGCAACGGUCAGGCUUCCAAUAUGAAUUUAAUGGGAGAUUGUUUAAAUAGUUUGGAUCUUGAGGAUAAUGGGUUGUCUGUUGAUAAAGCAAUAAACAUUUUUUUUUGUAAUGAUAAUUCGUGUCACAUUGGUGAGCAGUGUUUGACAAAUUGUGAUUCAUCUGAAAUUGGAUCUGGGGAUGAACAUCGUCAUGAGAUGGCAAAGGCUAAGGCAAAUGUUGCUAUGAUUGUGAAUUCACUUCCUGGUAGGCGACCUACAGGCAGAGUGAUAGGUAUAAUAGAAAAAUCACCCCGUCGUGAUGCAGUGAUUGGUUUUCUUGAAGUUAAACAGUGGAUUGCAUAUAAGGACGGACAGAAGUGGAGCUGUUCCAGGAAUGGGCAAUACUCUCAAAAGAAUGUGAAAGGAUUGCCUUCACAUACCGAAGAAGGAUAUAUCAAGCUGGUACCAACAGAUACACGAUUCCCAAAAAUGACUGUCCAAUUGAGUAGUUUGCCAGAUAAUCUGAAGAAGAGGUUGCAUAAAGGUGACCUUACACUUGAAAGUGAGCUUGUUGCUGCUUCUAUAGAUUUGUGGAGAGCAGAUUGUUUCCUUCCACAAGCAGUUGUUAAACAUAGUUUGGGGCAAAGUGGAGAAAUAGAAGCACAAACUGCGGCAAUAUUAUUUGAACAUGCCAUUCAUAGUGCUAAUUUUCCCCCAGAUUCUCUCUCCUGUCUACCAAAGGUUCCAUGGAAAAUACCUACACAGGAGUUCCAAGUUAGGAGAGACUUGAGAAAUCUCUGUAUAUUUUCAAUUGAUCCCCCCAAUUCAAGGGAUAUUGAUGAUGCAUUGUCAAUUGAAGAUAUGGGCAAUGGUAUAAAAAGAGUUGGAGUUCACAUUGCAGAUGUUUCCUACUUUGUUCACCCAGAUACAAUGUUAGACAGAGAGGCACAAGGCCGUUCUACAAGUGUGUAUCUCAUCCAGUGCUGUUUUCCAAUGUUGCCUCAGUUGCUUCGUGAAGAGCUGUGUUCAUUGAAUCCAGGAGUUGAUAGGCUUGCUUUUUCAGUUAUGUGGGAUAUUGAUUCCUCAGGUGAAGUCCUGGAUCACUGGGUUGGGCGCACAGUAAUUCGGUCAUGCUGCAAGUUAUUAUAUCAACAUGCACAGGAUAUUAUAGAAGGCACAUUUCAAUGCCAUCAAACAACUCGCAAUGUAACAGGCAUCCCGGAGGUGCAUUGUGAAUUUGGCUGGCAGGAUAUUAUUGCAAAUAUGCAAAAUCUGCAUAGAAUUGCAAAGCAGAGGAGGAAAAGCAGGUUCGGAAAAGGAGCUUUGAGAUUAGAUAACUGUAAGCUUGUAUUUGUUUUAGAUGAGGAUGGUAAGCCAUGUGAUAGUAUGUUCAAUGAGCAGAAGGAUUCAAACAUUCUCGUGGAGGAGUUCAUGCUUUUAGCGAACAUGACAGUUGCAAAGAUUAUUUGCAGAGCUUUUCCUGAAUGCUCUUUGCUGCGAAAGCAUCCGGAACCCAACUUACGGAAAUUAAAAGACUUGGAAGCAUUUUGCAAGAAACUUGGUUUUGACCUUGAUGUCUCCUCUGCAGGAGCACUGCAUCUAUCCUUAGAAAAAUUGAGGAACAAUUUGAAAGAUGACCCUGAAUUGUUCAACAUUAUUGUUCUUUAUGCUACAAAGCCAAUGCAGCUGGCCACAUACUUCUGUACAGGAGAAUUAAGGGAAAAGGAGACAGAAUGGGCACAUUAUGCAUUAGCUACCCCACUGUACACACAUUUUACUUCACCAAUUCGGAGAUAUGCUGACAUUGUUGUGCAUCGUAUUUUGGCAGCGACUCUUGAAGCUGAAUAUCUGUAUCAGAAACAGUUCAAGGACACAUUAAACCUGGUGAAAAAAAACAAUAUGACACUUUUGGACAGAAGAGCUCAAGCUAGGUGCUUUACGGGCCCUGUUUUUGAUAAGGAAGCAAUGGAAUCUCCAUCUGGCAGGAAAGCACUGAUGACUGCUUCUCUGAAGCAUAAAGUCCCUAGAGCUGCUGAACUUGCAUUAGUUGCGGCACAUUGCAAUGAGAGAAAAUUAGCUAGCAAAAAUGUUCAAGAAGCCAGUGUUAGGCUUUAUCUCUGGGCACUCCUAAAGAAGCAGAAAUUAAUUUCAGAUGCAAGAGUGUUAGCCCUGGGACCAAAGUUCAUAUCUGUUUAUAUUUACAAGUUAGCUGCCGAGCAUCGCAUAUACUUCGAUGAAACUGAAGGACUCAAUGCUGAAUGGCUUGAAUCUACAAGGACAUUAGUGCUGGAUAUGUCCCUACAGAAAUCCUCUGACAAGAUGAACAAUAAAGGGAAGAACAGAACGUUUGAAGAUAUUGCCUUGGUUGUAAAUCCUGCAAGUCCAGUUAACUCCAGCCAGGAGCACGAGAUUUACGAGGAUGUCCUCCUUGAGAUUGAAAAAGGCUCGAAGGGAGACCUUUUGAGUGUUGCUAAAGUAGAUUUUGACAAAAUAAAUCCUUCCAAGUACAAGAAUACUGAACCUGCUGUUUUACCGUUGACCUUGAGGCUUCUAUCCACUAUUCCUGUGUCAAUUCAUGCCAUUGGAGGAGAUAAUAGUCCCCCAGAUAUUUCUGUACGUUUUUUCCUGAGUUCAUACAUCAGUUAGUUGCACAAAAGAUGCAGCAUAUUAGGGUUUGACCUUGUUCAGAAUCCAUAUGACUCGUCAAACCAAGCUCUAUCAUAACUAGGAAGUAAGGUCAUAGUAUAAACUUUAGGUCUUAAAUUCAAAAUAUCAAUAACAGGCCCCUAAUUUCUUGGACUAGUGAUACAAAGCUUGUUGUUUGGCUUUAUUGACCUUGAAUAACCUUUAGGAUGCUUGAAAGAAAGCACAUCGUCUGUACUUUAUUGGUUCAAAUAAUUAGGCAAAAAAAUCAGGACUUCCGUAUCUGCAGGUUGCCAAUUCAGUCAACAAAGAUUAAUCUAGGAUACCUACAGUAUGAAAUAUUCUGUAGGGUUUCUGACAUGGAACAGCCUUUUUUUAGUGUGCUGCUUCCACAUAAUUGUAUCUUGCUCAUUUGCAGCAGUGUUGGGAUCUUUGCCCUAAUUUUUUGUGGGCUCUCCAACAGAAAGGGUUCGGCAGAAUUCAUUUUUUGUUUAUUAGGUAAUUGAGAAGCUGGCAGCCGUAUCUGCUUAUUGCAUUCACUUUAGCAUUGUAAAUUAUGGAUAUUCAUUCACCAUUGGUUCUCACGGCAGGCAAAGUUGACUAUGAUUUUAUAUUUGAUUUAGCAUGUUUUGUGGUUUUAAAAGAAUUUAUAUCGUUUCUAAUCAUGAAUGGAGUUGCUUCGUGUUUGCUACUAAA
Cryptomeria japonica (Japanese cedar) is the source of this 4504-nucleotide messenger RNA. Its product is annotated as DIS3-like exonuclease 2. The record is from RefSeq and is a predicted model, not a curated record. The transcript is spliced from 7 exons. Gene Ontology annotation, cellular component: exosome (RNase complex); P-body. Lineage: Eukaryota; Viridiplantae; Streptophyta; Pinopsida; Cupressales; Cupressaceae. Gene Ontology annotation, molecular function: RNA binding; 3'-5'-RNA exonuclease activity. Bases 239 to 3811 code for a protein of 1190 amino acids.